AUGGAAAACGAGUUGGGGACUAUGCAAAAGCCACCAAAGCUCAUGAGUUUAGAUGAAUAUGUGGGUUGGUCCGGCCGUUUCAAAAACUGGGUGCAAGCCAAUCACUUUGAGUGUUGGAUGAAAAUAGAAGCAAAGUAUGUGCCACCAGUUAACGGUAUGGGAUUGGAAAAGGGUAUCGGGAGUCUAACGGAAACGAAACAGAUUGAUUUCAAAGCUGAAAAGAAGAUGGUGAGCAUUCUGCAACAAGCCAUCAAGGAAGAUAUUCUCGUUUUACUGCAACAUGAAGAUAAUUCUCAGUCGAUGUGGCAAGCGUUGAAGCUGAAAUUCCAAGGCAGUGUUUCGAUGAUUAAAAGCAAGAAGGCUUUAAUCAAGAAGGAAUUCGAUAUUUUUACUGGGAUUAAAGGAGAGACAACAAAGCAGUUAAUCGAACGAUAUUGUCAUCUGCAAGCGAUAUAUCACCGACCAAAUCAACAGCAAACUGUUCAGAGGCCACAUAUAGAGAAUAAACCGGAAAAGGCACUGAUUGUGAAUCAAGACGACGAGAAGGUUGCUGCAGGUUUUAGCUGGGAGAAGUAUAUCCCCGGUAGCAAUGGACAAGCAAUGAUGGCUGAAGUUGUUGAAAUUUCUGAGAUGGUGUCUGAGCCGGAAAGAGUGGCUGAAGAUGUUUCUGUAGUUGUUGAAGAGGUUUCUGCUGAUAAUGCGGUCGAUAUGGAAGAAAUAGCUGCUGGAGUGUAUUACUACCAGUCUGAGCAGAAGGUUUUGGGAAGUUUAAUGAAAUCUGUAUUGCCUCCUAACAUUUCUGAAUCUUUUGCAGGUUACUUUGAAGAACCAAGGACCGGAUCAUGUCCAAGGUUUGAAGAGAAGAAAGAAGUCGUUGAAGAGUUGAUAGAUGUGUCGAAAGAGAUGACCGGAGAAGUUUUGAAAGACAUAGCUGACAAAGCUCUAAUGGGAAAACUCAAAGAGGUAGACUCAGAAUCCGAGGAGUCAAAGUCUGUCAGUAAUGUGUCUGUCAAACGAGAGGAAUCUGGAGUUCAGGAGAUCAAAUCUGUCAAAAUAUCUGAGUCUGAGUCAAACAAUGUCGGUAAAACUGAUUGUGUAGAGCAGAUUGUUGAAAAGUUUGACCUUGGCCAAGUUAAAGAGGCGUACGAUACUCUCGCAAGGUCAAUCAAGAUGAUUCAAAAGGAAAGUGUUGAGAACGAUAAAGCUACAAAAUUGGCUAAAGCAACACUUUUAGAUAAACAAACUGAAGUUAAUUUUCAUUUAGAUACAAUCGCAUCGCUUAAGAAAGAACUCGAAUUGGUUAAAAUUGAAAACGAUCAGAGUGAUAAAAAGUUAAUGAGUUAUGUGGCUUCAUCGUACGUUCUCGAUCAGAUUGUCCCCCAACAGCCACAUUCGUCACCUGUGCUGGAUGAGGAGAGUGAGAAAUCUGAAAAGACUCAUUCUGAGAAGGCUGUCAGUGAUUCUGAAAAUGAAGGGAAUUUCUUAGAUCGAUAUGUACCGAAAUCAGAAAAGAGUGAGAAUGAAGAUCCGAUCAUGGUGGUCUACACUAUGAUUGGAACAGACAAAAUUUAUUCCGAUUACGAGUACCCGCUUCAGAAUGUCAAGAUCGAAAAUGUUGAAAAAAAAGCGGCUAAGCAGGUGUUUAAGCCGAAAGAGAAGAUAAAUGAUGUGUUUGUCGCUGGUCCAAGUGUUGACGAUGAGAAAGAUUAUAUUUUCAGUCAAAAAGCUGUGGACGAUUUCAAUGCAGCAAAGAAGUUAAAAGAAGAGUCAGUGAAAUCUACUUUUGUCGAAUAUGACAAAAGGAUCGUGAAAUCGAAACCGUCGGUUGAGUUUAAAAAGAUGGAGAACGCUUUGAAAAAUGAUUCAAAUCUUUUUAAAGAUGACGUUGUUGAGUUUGAGAAUGAAGUUGAUAAGUUUCUUGAUGAAUUUCCACAUAUAACUAACAAAGUUAAAACGAUUGCGAAAGAAGUGAUCCAAAUGUCACAUUUGAUUUUCCGAAAACAAAUGAAAAGUGUGAUGUUGUGUUCGGAAGUGUGUCGGAAGUAA
Molecule: messenger RNA, 2046 nt
Organism: Helianthus annuus (common sunflower)
Lineage: Eukaryota; Viridiplantae; Streptophyta; Magnoliopsida; Asterales; Asteraceae
Exons: 6
Coding region: 1-2046 (681 amino acids)
Source: RefSeq, a predicted model, not a curated record